Molecule: messenger RNA, 938 nt
Organism: Nylanderia fulva
Lineage: Eukaryota; Metazoa; Arthropoda; Insecta; Hymenoptera; Formicidae
Source: RefSeq, a predicted model, not a curated record
GAAGAUUCACCAUAUUUUCUUUUUACAACGAUGAGCUUAAAAGCUUGCUCACACAUUCUCCACGAACUGGUUGCGAUUUAACCGAAAGAUAUUAUCACGAGAAACUAUUUAACUAUAUAAAGAAUUCUAGAAUAAAAUUAAGCUUGGGCAAAUUUAAGACUUUACCUGAUAGAGCACGGCUUAUGGAAUGGAUUGCCUUUAAUGUAGCACAAACUUUACAAAUCCAAAAGGAUGUAACUUACGCGUACGUAGUAGAAUCUUUGGAUAAUAUUGCACGAGAGGUACAAAAUUAUCUGAAACAAAAACAUCCAGAUCAUUCGAUAUUUUCGACGUCCGCUGAAUUUUUUUCUUAUUGGAAAAACAAUAAUAUAGACGAUAAUCACUGGAACGAAGCGGAAGGAAUUCAGAUUAUCGAUGCAUUAGACGAAUACAUAUUUCGCAAAUUAAAAUUUCGGCCGUGCGAAAUAAACGAUACAAUUCUGGAAUUCAUGUGUAUAGAGAUAAUAUAUGGACAAGAAGUGAUUAUAUUAAUAAUAUAUCACAGCGUGGCAAGAAGACUUGGUCUACGUUCCGACAUUGUGGCAUUCGGUGAACGAUUAGAACUAUCUUACUGUAUACAUUGGAAAUCCAGAUAUGGCACGAUUAAUCCAGCAAAUGAAAGAUGUUUUAGUGUAAUGUUUAACAAAUUCCCGGAUUGUCGUGUCAAUAAAUCAGCGUAUCAGAAGAGGUUGCAAAAUUUAUAUCGUAAUGAUUUUUUACCGUGCAACAGAUUAGGUCGAAUAUCACCAUGUGAACUGCGAGACAGGAUACUGCUAAGAUUUGCGGAUUUGACAUACCAUUAUAACAACAUUUCUCAGAUUAAGGAGCGUAAAAAAAUUUAUUUAUUUAAAACAAGUAGCUUUGAAGUAUGUAUGCACUAUACACACAGCAUUAAUUAA